GUCCCCCCUGCUGUUUAUAAAUGAUUAAAUAAGUGAAGGGACAGUGUGGUAGUCUCCGGUGGUUAAGACUAUAAAUUCACUGUUAAGUGGCUUUAUUACACAAUUUAUUCUUCUCAUAGAACAUAGAAAGGUUAACUGGAUGACGUUUUAGAAAUUAUUCGUAGGCUAGUUAUUUGUGUGGGCAAACGGCUAGCAGUUAGCCAUUAGGCCUAUAUAUUAGUGCUAUCUGCUUUUCCACCCAGUCUGUUCUGCACCAAAGGCAGUAGGCUAUAACUUUCCUCUUGCAAGAGGGUUGGGCUGGGCUGGUGGGCUGGGAAAGGGGCGUGGGAUAAGCCAACAUCACAGGCUAAUGCAGCCUCCCACCGUGUCAUUAAUCUCCGUCUGUGGACCGUCUGACCGUCACCCAGGUUGCCUUCAUCCGUCCUGUCACACGAAGGACUGUGUGGACCGGCUGGAUCUGAUCUCUGGGUGUUUCCAGUAGCGGGAUGAAACCAACACAGUGAGAAAGGAGCUUCUUCUCCUCCUGCUUAUUCUUUUCUCCAGAAGCGGACCUUAGCUUCCUUUCUCCUACCGGCGGAGAAAUGAGGCAUCCACUGGCCGAUGCAGCCCUGAUAUUCUGGCUGUUUCUAGAGUGUGUAGAAGCCAAAAAGUACUGCUGGUAUUUUGAAGGCGGAUACCCCAUCUACUUCAUAUGUCGCUCCUAUGAGGACUGUUGUGGGACUCGCUGCUGUGUGAGAGCCCUGUCCAUCCAGAGACUAUGGUACUUCUGGGUGCUUCUGAUGAUGGGAGUAUUGUUCUGCUGCGGUGCUGGCUUCUUCAUCCGGAGAAGGAUGUAUCCCUCCCCUCUGAGAGAUGAGCCAGCCUUCAACGUCUCCUUCACCAGGCACCCUGUUACCACACCAGUUUCCCAGCAGCCAGGGAGUAUGCAGGGCUUUGGGGUCAACGGGAUGACGGGUGGCGACCCAGGGGUUACCAUGACACACCCGGUGUACCCUGCACAGCCUGGCUCUGCCCUUAUGAUGGGCUCUUAUCCCCCUCCUCCAUCCUAUUGCAACCACCCACCUCCGCCCUAUGAACAGAUAUUUCAAAAUGGCGACAAGAAGUAACGUCCACAAAGAACUAAGGGGCUGGAAAGAGGCAGUUAGAGGCUGGAUAUAUCAGGAAGGUCACACGAGGAUGAGGAAGAGGAAUGCCUGCCAGUUGUUUGCACCUUUACUCUACAGUUUGUGGAUGUAGGACUUGGAAAACACACAAUCUCUUGUCCUGUGGAAAAGCAGAAUCUUGAUGCACAGACACACACUCAUCCACUCACACACAACGCUUCAUCUGCAGUGCUUCAUUUACUCUUGAUUUAUGUGGAUCUGUGAAGACGAGCGAGGAUGGGCCCUUUCAGUUUGAGGUUUUGGAUUCAGCCGCUGUCACCUGUCUCCUCCACCCCCCAACUGUGCAGAAUGGAACAGAAAAUGAUAAUCAUAAUGUAUUAAAAUGCUGGAUAUUUUUUGUCUUAAUGGACAGCGUUUUAGUAAUUGUUCAGAAAUGUUUCACCUGAACAGCUGUACAAAGUACAAAUACAUUAUUCUAAAAACCGUACAAACCAUUCUUAAAAGCAGUUUCAAGGAUGACACGGACUUAUUUUCUGUCCAGCAUUUUACUGCAAGAUGGGAUCUUUACUAAAUGAUGAGUUCUUGAUGCAUUUUUUAUCACAGUAUGUGUAGGCCAGUUAUGUAAUGACACAAUGAACUGCUACAGCAGGCAGACUCCUGCAACGAAUGCUUUACCAGUCACCACAUGAUGAAUCAGACAUUGACAGAGUGACACUGAGAUGGAAGUGGCUGCUGGUGAUGUUAUGUCAUAUGUCUAGUGUCAUAUGCCGAGGAUUAGUGGCAUGCCACUUGUAUUCCACCACAGCCCACUAGCAUAUACCGAAUCUUUCACUUUUUAGAUACCAUGUAAAAUCGGUUAUGCCAUAACAUUAUACUGGAAGAUAACCACUCCUUGCAGGCAACUGUCAGGCACUGAUGUGAUCAAGCUAUACAUUUCUGGCAGCUAACCCAGUGAGGCUAUCUGUAGCUAUUAGCCCUGUACUGCUAGCAUCGUGAGUCUAGCCUUGGACGAAGUUGGAUCAAUAACUCUGCUUAUAUGCUACAGAUGCUGCAUUGAUAGAAAAAUAGGAACACCUCUUGUUAUUAUGACUUGGCAGUACUCAGGCAUUAUUCCAAGGUGGCAGCCAGCUGUUAUUUACUGAGAAAUCCUUCCAGCACGAAAUUCCACCUAAAACCAUAAAUUGUUGUUUUUAAAUUUUCGAGUGUGUUCGGAUUAACACACAGCAUGUUAGUUAGCUUUAGGUGGCUUUUGAAACUUUGGACAGAGCUAGACUUGCUGUUUUCUCUGUGUCAAGUUGUUAUGCUAAGCUAGGCUAACUACGCCCUGACUCGAGCUCUGUUGUUAACACUCAGACAUGAAAUAUCCCAACAUACAGACAUUUUCCUGUAACUCUUUGCAAAAACAGUGAAUAAGUGUAUUUCCUAGAACUGAACUAUUCCACACACAUUUUACUGUAGCAGCUGGGAGAAAAAUGGCACCACUGGCUGUAUUUUUAAGGAUAAACAUUAUUUAUUUAUGAAAACAUUCUGAGGACUCAACUUAAUCAGGACAUAACGUAAAUGAUAAAUAUUUAACUAAAUUACCAUUGAUUAACUUAUUUGAUGUUGCACUUUGUUAGACUUCUUUUCAUAAGUAAAAUAUUUUUAAUUUUG
This is a messenger RNA of Micropterus salmoides (largemouth bass), 2756 nucleotides long. RefSeq names its product VOPP1 WW domain binding protein (gene vopp1b). Bases 582 to 1106 code for a protein of 174 amino acids. The record is from RefSeq and is a predicted model, not a curated record. The transcript has 5 exons. Gene Ontology annotation, cellular component: cytoplasmic vesicle membrane. NCBI's taxonomy places the organism in Eukaryota, Metazoa, Chordata, Actinopteri, Centrarchiformes, Centrarchidae.